AUGUCGGGCAGAGCUCGCAGAUACAUGAGUAAGCGAAACCGCGCUUGUGACUCCUGUCGAGCCAGGAAGGCAGCUUGUCGCAUUGAUCGAGCACCUCCUUGUUAUCUUUGCACAAUUCAUGGGAAAGAAUGCACAUUCUUGCAGCCGAGCUCAAGGCUGCGCCAACCUUUACCCGAGGUGAUUCAACCGCAGGUUCCCCAAGUGGCUGCGAUAUCCAUUCCACGCUUAGAACUUCAUGAGCUUUCACCAAUUGUUGACUCGGUUUCCUACGAUUUUCUGAAGUCUGUUGAUGGGAGUGAGAUAGACCACCAUCCACUUCCCGCUGCACCUGAAGUCUUUGACCAUUUUUUUGACGGAGCUGGAGUCUCGCUGUCAAGUGACUUUGGGGAUAACGUAUGGCCGACUGGGUUUACUCCAGCGAGCUUCAUGUAUGGAUCCCCACAGCUGCCAAGAACUGGAAAUUCCGAGGAUGGAGACUCCUCACAGGCUGCUGGCGUAUCUUUGUCCGGUCAAAAUAUCGACUCCGCAACCUGGCUUGAUACCCAAGGCUUCAUGGCACCACAAUUGCUUGGCAGCAGUGGGGAUAUGAGCCCUUUGCUGAUGAACCGCUAUCAGUAUGACGCGUCGGGAGCUUUAUGUUUCAAAAACCACAAUAUUCAAUCCGUCUCAUCGGGGUCCGACCCUGUGCAAUUUUUACUGUCAGAUUCAUCCAUAUUUGCUUCCAGCAGGGAAGAAAAUGGAUGUAUUGACGUUUCCACCAUUAAUUUGAGGCAAGAACUCGAAUCUUUGGUUCCGACAGAUACUGGUAUCAGACUGAUCAAUCUAUUCGAGAGAAUUGUCGCACCGGAUUAUCCGAUACUUGGUCCUCCUGGCCAACUAAACCCCAGCACGAGCCCGCCAUACCUCCUCGCGAGUGUAUAUCUAAUAGUCGAGCCCUUCACUAAAUUCGACGAUAGACUUUGCAUUGAUCUCGCUUAUGGCAAGCCCUCUAAUGCAGCGCUCUACGAAAUCAUCAACAAAGCGCUUCCAUACGAGAUACAUGCACCAAAACUUUGUAUCGUACAGACGAUGCUUCUCCUGGUCAUUCGACCUUAUCCAGAUCCUAUUGUAUUGGACAGUGGUUUCAAGUGGUCCCAAUUAGCCAUCCUUAUUGCCUGCUCUCACACACUUGGGCUCCAUCUGGACCCAAGGUCAUGGCGAAUACCCUCGUCACAAAUUUCUCUGCGACGUUGUUUGUCUUACUUCAUUUAUUCGACCGACAAGUGGCUUGCAUUGAGUCUUGGACGCCCACCUUUACUGCAUUAUGAUAAUUGGCUCGUGACAACUCCAAGCCAAGAAGACCGUGCCGCCACUGGUCUUGACCCUCUAGCUUGGUCGAACGUCAUGCAGCGAGCGGAGCUUGAUGGAUUGCUCAAUCGUGUGAUAACCAAAUUAUACUCUCCUCGGGCCAUGAACACCCUCUCGGCCGAUUAUGAGAAGACCAUUGCCACGACGGAAUCCCUCCUUGAGGAUCUCCUGUCAUGGCACAGACAGGCAUGUACACCGAAAGAUUCCAGAUCAUCUGAUCACGACAGACCAGGGAGACUACCGAGAACCCUCGAAAUGAACUACCAUUACAUUCAUUUGAGUAUCUGCAAAGCUAUGUUGAGACCAUUUCUUCACCCCGCUGCUGAUGUGGAUGAUGCAAAUUAUAUACUGGCGCGUGGACAAGCACGAAUCCGAGCAAAAACCUGCAUUUCGGCCGCGGCUGAGUUUGUUUACGAUUUACAACCUGAAGAUCUUGAAAUUUUAUGGCCUGCCUGGAGUGCAAGUGCAUUCUCGACUGUCUGUUUCCAAAUCUUACAAAUGGCUGCAAGCUCUGUUGAUAGGAAUGAGGCAGACAAAUGGGUCAAUUGUCUACAGAAAGUGCGCAGAGACAUGCGUCUGAAAGCUGAUGUCUUGCCUUGUCUCCAUUUGGGUCUUAUACGGAUCGACUCUAUGUUCUGGAAAGGAGUUGAUAAUGUGUUGCAUUUGGAAGAACAUGUCCGACAGGCUUUUGCGGAGGGAUCUAGUAUGGGUCGGCCUGUUGCCAUGAACAGUCUGGCCAGAUGA
This is a messenger RNA of Penicillium paradoxum, 2091 nucleotides long. RefSeq lists its product as uncharacterized. The coding region runs from base 1 to 2091 and encodes 696 amino acids. The transcript has 2 exons. NCBI's taxonomy places the organism in Eukaryota, Fungi, Ascomycota, Eurotiomycetes, Eurotiales, Aspergillaceae. Gene Ontology annotation, molecular function: DNA-binding transcription factor activity, RNA polymerase II-specific; zinc ion binding; DNA binding. Gene Ontology annotation, cellular component: nucleus. Gene Ontology annotation, biological process: DNA-templated transcription. The record is from RefSeq and is a predicted model, not a curated record.